Molecule: messenger RNA, 1463 nt
Organism: Sceloporus undulatus (fence lizard)
Lineage: Eukaryota; Metazoa; Chordata; Lepidosauria; Squamata; Phrynosomatidae
Gene: ACYP2
Product: acylphosphatase 2
Exons: 4
Coding region: 141-434 (97 amino acids)
Molecular function (GO): acylphosphatase activity
Source: RefSeq, a predicted model, not a curated record
UUUGAGCCUCGGGGGCUUCCGUCGCGGCCUGAGCGAGGAGGAGAGAAAGAGAGCCUCGCUGCUCGGUCUCCCUCAGUUCGCGCUCGGCGCCCUUUCGCCACAGCAGCGGUGACCCUUUCCCCGCUCGGUUCUCCAGCAUCAUGUCCCAGGUCCUCGUCUCCGUGGAUUACGAGAUCUUCGGCCGGGUGCAAGGUGUAUGUUUCAGAAUGUACACAGAGGAGAAGGCUAGGAAAGUGGGAGUAGUUGGCUGGAUUAGAAAUUCCAGAGAUGGGACGGUUACUGGCCAAGUUCAGGGCCCAGAAGACAAAGUAAAUGAGAUGAAGCAGUGGCUGGCCAAAGUUGGAAGUCCUAGCUCCCAAAUCGAGCGGGCAAACUUUUCUAAUGAAAAGGAGAUCCCGAAACUUGAUUUCACUGGAUUCAUCACAAGAUAUUAACUGAAAAGGACAUCACUACUGUGUGGAAUUCUCAUCUGCUGCUGUUGUAUAAUUGUUUCCACACUUCCUUAAAGUGUUAAGAUUGCUGCAUACUAAACAAAAUGGAACAAUCUCUCAUUUAUGUUCAGUAAAAAUUGUAAAAUAAUUGAGAAUAGAACAGUAUAAGGGUGGGUGAAUAGUACUUCUUGUUCUAAAAAGUAAUUUUAAUGUAUACAAGGUCCUCUAAAUUGGGACUGCCUCUGGAGGGUUUUAACACUGGAUGACACUGAAUUAUAUUUAACAUGUCUACUUUUUCUUUUUCUAAAUUAACAACCAUGGGAGGAUGGAGAGACCAGGCUGCAAUUGGAACUUCUUUUCCGAAAUUAUUAGUAGCUUAUGGGAGCAAUUUUCAUUGGGAACAUAACAACUGGAGAAGAUUUAAAUCACCUCCUUCCUGUGAUCCUAGUAUUGAUCAGAUCAGCUAUGGAUGUUAUUUAGAGAAAACUAACAAAGCCUAGGUGUGUUAAAUAUGGCCAUGCUUUAAAUGCCCCGUGUAGUUUGGUCCAUUUCCAGCACAUUGUAAAGUAAGCAUAGGGACAUGGAUUUUUAUAGAACACAUACAGUAACUGCAUCAGAUUGUGGGUUUAGGGAAUUAUUCUCAUGUAUUAUUUGUAUUUUUACAGAUCAAUUCUAUAUAUGUUGACUUGGCAAUAAGUCCCAUUGCAUCUGAUGGAAUGAUUAUGUAUACAACUGUGCCUUGACUUAAAGCAAGGAAAAAAGCUUUGAAUGAAUAACAUCUUAAAUGAGUAAUGUCUUAAAACUUAGAAAUAAACAGACUAGUAAUGUAUCCCAAGCUGUUGAACACUUUCCACUCCAAGCAAAAAGCAUAUAAACCCUUGCAGUGGUUCUUAUUGGAUUUAGUUAACCUUCCUUUUCUGUGAAUUCUUCCCCCACGUCAAUACUGAAUCUGUUGUACUAAAAUAAAACCUGUUGCCUUUUUGCCUGGAUGAGUGUAUUUGUGCUAAAAUAAAUAUUUAUUGCCAUAGAAAA